UCGCAGAGUCUCGCGAUAGGCGCUUACUUGUACGGCCGCCAUAUUGUGUGACACUAUUUUGAUUCUUAUCUGUUGGAAGUGAGAAAGGAAGAGAGAAAAGCAGGGGAAACGCAGAAGAGCUGUCAGAAGAGUUCCCGAGUGUGAGAAGCAGCGGCGGCGCGGGAUUCUUCCCUCUCCGCGGUGUUGAAGGGAGUCGGGCCUGGGUUCAGUCAGCAGCCCGGUGCAGCGCGGUUCCGCGGCGCGUCUCGGGGGUUGAAGGCGGCGCGGGAGCGGCGGUGACACGUGUUGGUGCUUGUUCUCGGACCUCGAGCGCUUCUCGCUGGAUCUCAGUGCUCACGUGAUCAUCUCAGCACCUGCUCUGAGCUUCUGCUGUCUCAGCUGAUAAAUGCUCCGCUUCAGAGCAGUAGCACUCUUUUGUUUGCUUCCGGACCGUUUGACAGAAGAUGCUGAGAUAGUGUGUGUGAGCGAGUGCUGUGGUCAAGUCCGUUCUGUUUUGGCAGUAGACGAAUGGCACAGGGAAACCAGCAGAGUAACAACCAGGUUCUGCACCACCUGCGGCGAAAGUUUCCAGAAGUUCCCGAGGACGUGGUGUCCGAGUGUGUCCUGCAGAAUAAGAAUGAUUUAGCUGCAUGUUGCGAGUACCUGACCAAAGUGAGUCCUGGUUUCUUGUAUAGUGAAGGCAGCCAGAGUUUGACAGAUCUUCACAAUCACAUGACCCAGCUCAACCUCGGCGUGUCUCAGAAUACCCAUGGUGCAGUGCAGCGAGAUGUAGUAAGGAUGAAUGGCAGCAGGACUGUCACGCCCAGUAUGAGCGAUGGGCCUUUGAGCGUGCCUUCUCCCAUCUCUGAGUUCUACCAGCCCCAGACGCCGUCUGUGCCGACACACACACCCACCAGCCUCAGCGCAUUCACUGCCAUGGAGUCCACUCGCAAGCCGCAGCCUCCUCAGCACCUUGGCCUUUACCAGGUUGGGGGCAAAGGUCACGGACCGCCUCCAACCCCGCGCUUCAACCCGAUCACGGUGACGCUUGCGCCGAACACCGGCCGCAAUACACCUACCUCCCUGCACAUCCACGGAGGGCCUCAGUCGGGUCUGAACAGUCCAAACUCCAUCUACAUUCGCCCGUACGUGACCCAGCCGGGCUCCACGCGACAGGCACAAGGCCGAGCUCAGUACAGUCCCACCUCCCAGCCUGCUCAGCAGAUCUACCAGAUCACCCAUCCUGCCACUCCCUGGAGCGGCGGCCAGCAUCAGACCUCACACGUGUACAUGCCCAUCAGCUCGCCCACCAACACCCAGGCCCCCUGCAUACCCUCGGCUGUGGCGUCACAGGCCUCCUCCUCGUCACCCUCGCCUUCCUCCUGCUCGUCUGCUGCCUCCUUCAGCCAGUACAACAUCCAGAACAUCUCAACAGGGCCACGGAAGAAUCAGAUUGAGAUAAAGCUGGAGUCUCCACAGAGAGUGGCUGGAGGUUCGAGUGCGGCCACGGCUACGCUCCUGCGCUCCGGCUCUGCCUCGCGACCCGCCUGCAGCUCCACGUCUUCGUCCUGUCCGUCGUCCUCUUCGCUGGCUGCCAGCACAGGUCCCUCCCCCCCGAUCUCGAUUGGAGGAGCUGGGUUGAGUCGCAGCCAGCCCACGGUGUACAUCUCUGCCUCCCCACCCACUGCUGCUGCCACCUCGUCGGACGACGGUGCCGUUGUGCCCAACACGCCUCGUUCACAGCCCAAGUUCUAUAUUUCUGCAAACACAUCCGCAGAUGACGGAGGGGGAAGGAACACACCUACAGUCUAUAUCUCAGCCAAUCCUGGGCUCCAGGCCUCUGCGGGUCUGCGGGCUUUAGGAAGCCAGGUGAGCAUGGGCCCUGCGUAUAUACACCACCACCCGCCCAAAUCCCGUCCCUCUGUGGGAGCCGGAGGCACGGCCACGUCUCCUCGUGUGGUGGUGACACAGCCCAACACCAAAUACACCUUUAAAAUCACUGUCUCCCCCAAUAAACCUCCGGCGGUGUCUCCUGGAGUGGUGUCGCCAACGUUCGAGCCGACUAACCUGCUCAGUCUCCCAGGAGAUCACCAUUACUCCGAGCCGGACCCCCCGUACCAGCCGGACCCACUCUCACCUCACCGGGACAGAAGCUCGGAGCCGCGCAGACUCAGCGUGGGAGCGGACGACGCCGCGUACACACAAGCUUUGCUGGUGCAUCAGAGAGCACGCAUGGAGCGACUGUGGCACGAGUUAGAGCAGAAGAAGAGAAAGCUGGAGAAGCUGAAAGAGGAAGUCAACGAGAUGGAGAAUGACCUCACGAGGAGACGAAUGCAGCGCUCCAACUCCGUCUGUCAGAUACCAUCUAUUGAGGAGAUGAAACAAUUGAGGUGUAAGAAUAGACUUCUACAGAUCGAUAUUGAUUGUUUAACCAAAGAGAUUGACCUUCUUCAGACACGAGGACCAGACUUCAAUCCCAUUGCAAUUCACAAUUUUUAUGACAACCUUGGAUUCUUGGGUCCCGUUCCUCCUAAACCUCUUAAAGGUCCUACGAAACAAGGUGUGGAUCACACAGGCUCUCUGGACAGGAGAGGGCGCAGAAUCAAUGUCAGCUCCAAGUUAAAGAGAGACCCGUCUCUUCCUCCUGUUCCUCCUCCUGCGGCUGCACCCGUGGAGGGCAGUAGGAGUGCGAGGGUCGUGCCGGAGCCCGAGGAGGACGACGGUGUUCAGUGGAGCUGUACUGCCUGCACCUUCCUCAACCACCCUGCUCUCAUCCGCUGUGAAGAGUGUGAAUUCCCCCGGCAUUUCUGAGCCACACACACAGUACACCUAGCAUUCACACAGACGUGUAGACGGCCGCCGCUCGGCCUCCAGCGGGAGAUCUCGGACACGUCUGUUGGAGGUUUUCUCUAAAGCUUCCUCUUUGCCCCACAGUGUCAUUGUAUGUUUGUCUUGUGAUGUCCACUGAAGACUGGAUGAUGUUUACAGCUCUGUGUGUCUCUGUACAGAAUGUGUGUGUGUGUGUGUGUCAUGUGGGAGAUCAAGGGAUAUUUCACCCACUUGAUCUGUGAAGAGGCUCAGUGAUAUUAACACGUUUAUUCCAUCCACACGCGGUUGUGGGUUCGGAUGCCAGUGUGCCUUUUUUCAUGGGAACUGAUCGGGACUGCUUUAUCCAUGCUGUUCCCAAAGGAUCAUGGGUGGAAUCUGCUAAACUCACAGUUCUUUUGUUUGAUCAAUGAAAUGCAAAAAAAAGAAAAGAAAAAAAAAAAUUCCUGCAUGUUUUAGAUGUACAGUUUACAGAGGAGUCUCCGCCACAGAUUUUACUGUACAUAGUUUUAGAACCAGCUUUUCUUUCUCGAGAAUUCACAUGUAUUUCCUGUAAGUAUAGCUUUAUAGACUUCAUUUAUUUCUAUGUUGUUGUUCUUGUUUGUUUCUCUCAGAUGAGUAUGGUUUUUUGUGAGAACUUAAAGGGAUGCUAAAACAGCGUGCAGCUGUGAAUGAAAAAACAAAAACAGCUCUGUCAAGCACUCUAUUCAGCGUACGAGCUGCAGACGCAGCAAAACUGAACUGAAAAAGAUCUAGAUUUUAUUAAUAAGGUACUGGACCUCGGAGCAGUCAAAGGACUUCACAGGAAACCCAUAAAGCCCGCCGAUAACAAACGCUUUCCUACGUGACAACUGGAAUGUAGCUUUACUAUUAGGGGAAUUUAUACCUUUGUGCCAUGAAAGGAAUGUUUCUUUGCCAUGCAAUGAUGAAGCUUUUUCAGAUUAUUUGUAGUAAUGUGGGCUUGAGAGGAAGACUCGUGUGCGGGUGUCCUCCUAACAGUGGGUGAGUAUUCACGAGGGCUUUCAACACACGGAGUACUCGCCGCUAGCUUCUGUGGUUGAGGAGUCAUGUCUCUGAGUGCAGCGAAACCUUUCACGAUGUGCCUUCAGUCUCUCUGUGGUUCUCUGUUACGGAUCAUGGUAUGUGGCAAUAUGCACAAUGCCUUAACUUACCGAUGUUACAGAAUUUAAUCUUUAUUAUUAUUAAACUGUAAUAAAGUUACAGUUUUGUAACUUUAUUAGUUGAUUGAACCAAAACAAAUGUUUUGACAUCCAUCUUUGUAAGAGUGCUAAUGCAUAAAUUGUGCAUUGAAAAGUUGAAUGAGAUUAUUAUUUAUAAAUCCACCAGAUGUGCAGGUCUCUGGUAUAAAAAGAACUUGGCUGUGGAGAACAUUCAUUCAGUCUACUCUGUUCCGAGAUAAGACUGUUUUGGCUCCAAAAACAUUACUCUCUGUGCUAGUUCCACUAACGUUUGAAAAAACCAAAGACAUAAUCAGAUCUGUUCGUCAUGUGUUUAUGGAUUUUAACAGAAAAAGGGGAGAAAAUCAUUUGGAUAUUCAUUGUUUUUGAUCUUAGCUGGGAAAACUGUCUUUGUAAUGGCUAAGUUAUUUGUAAAAAAAUAAAUAAAAAAAAUAAUAAAAAUAAAUAAAUACUGUCUC
Molecule: messenger RNA, 4462 nt
Organism: Cyprinus carpio (common carp)
Lineage: Eukaryota; Metazoa; Chordata; Actinopteri; Cypriniformes; Cyprinidae
Gene: tab2
Product: TGF-beta-activated kinase 1 and MAP3K7-binding protein 2
Biological process (GO): positive regulation of protein kinase activity
Molecular function (GO): K63-linked polyubiquitin modification-dependent protein binding; ubiquitin binding
Source: RefSeq, a predicted model, not a curated record